AAUAAUGCUUGCAUGGAGUGGAGAUGCCCUUGUAGGUCUUAGCCACUGCCCUUUAAAUGUCUUUACAGUUUACACGGACCAUACACACAUUGCUCAUCUAGUCUGCACUUUUCCGAAUGAUUAACCCAAGCUGCAGCUUUGAGCUCUUCUUGCUUGAAAAAAGCAGUGUGUCGCGUUUCGUUUUACUUUUAGUUCGUUUGUCCUCCUCGGCGUGCCGUAGCUGCUUCUUGCUGCCAUAGUGACGGUCGCGGACAGACGCUUCGUAAGUUCUUAUUGCAGAAAUAACGGGAGACCAAGGAAGGUCUACGCUUACUCGGACAAAGAUAUAUUUGGAAAAGGAGGAAAGGCAAUCAUGUCUUUCAGAGAUCUGAGAAAUUUUACAGAAAUGAUGCGAGCACUGGGAUACCCUCGACUCAUCUCCAUGGAGAACUUCAGAGCUCCAAACUUUCCUUUAGUGGCAGAGAUUCUCAUCUGGCUCGUCAAGAGGUACGAACCACAGAUGGACAUCCCCAGUGAUGUGGACACAGAGUCCGACAGAGUGUUCUUUAUCAAAGCUGUUGCCCAAUUCAUGGCAACAAAGGCACAUAUUAAACUGAACCUCAAGCGCUUAUAUCAGGCGGACGGUUAUGCAGUGAAAGAGAUGCUGAAGAUCACCAGUGUCCUCUAUAAUGCCAUGAAGACCAAAGAGAGCUCCGCCGGUGACCUCAACCUUGAUGAAAACAGCAGCAAGUUCAAAUUCGACCUGGGAUCAAAGAUAGCAGAUCUAAAGGCUGCACGUCAGCUUGGCUCUGAGAUCACGGCGAAGGGGGCCUUUCUGUAUGAUCUUCUGGGCCAUGAAGAGGACCUGAGAGAGAGCAGAACAGCUGCCAUUGCACGACCACUAGAGAUAGUGGAGACGGAGAGAGCUCUCAGAGCAGCUAUCAAAGACGCGAUGGAGAAUGUCCAGAAGACUAAGGAGCAGUUAAACAAUGUAUCAUCUGAUGAGGCGAGCCUAGAGGCCAAAAUUGAGAAGAAAAAACAAGAGCUGGAGAGAAAUCAAAAACGCUUACAAACACUGCAGAGCGUCCGUCCGGCAUUCAUGGAAGAGUAUGAGAAGAUCGAGGAGGAGCUGCAGAAGCAAUAUGGAACAUACGUGCAGAAGUUCCGCAACCUCUGCUUCCUGGAGCAGCAGCUGGAGGACUACCACAGAGUGGAGCAAGAGCGCUUUGAGGAAACUGAAAAUUCCAUAAGAAUGAUGCAGAAUAAGCUACGAGAGGAAGACAGGAGACUCAUGAGGAGUGGAGUGCAAGAGGAUGAUUCUGAUAUGGAUAUCCCAGAAGAUGAAGGCUCAGACAGUGAUAUAGAGGAAGGAAGACCACCCAAACCAUUCCCUGCACGCCAUACCCAGAUAACAGGUCGAGCUGGUGGGCGACUCAUUGGCAACAUGCAGGGAGGAGACAGUGAUGAGUCGGAGGACAGCGAGAUCGAUGUUGAUGACGACGAUGACGAUGAUGAUGAAGAAGAGGAAGACGAGGCGAACGAGGACCUUGAUGAAGAUAAUGACAGUCUGGAAGGCUCUGCCUCCAACCCCAGCCGCCCGGGCCGAUCACUGCACCCUCAGAUACUGGAGGAAAGUGACAACGACUUCUAAAACGCAACAGGGGAACUUGCACAUUCGCAUAAAAUAUGUAUUGAACUUCUGUAACAUUCCUGUACUGUUUUUUGUGUAUACAGCCUUUAUGCCUUUAAGUGAAUGUAAAUAUAUAUUAGAAUGAUCAAUAAAUGUAAUAAAAUCUGCAA
Molecule: messenger RNA, 1779 nt
Organism: Colossoma macropomum (tambaqui)
Lineage: Eukaryota; Metazoa; Chordata; Actinopteri; Characiformes; Serrasalmidae
Gene: ift38
Product: clusterin associated protein 1
Exons: 12
Coding region: 353-1630 (425 amino acids)
Biological process (GO): cilium assembly
Cellular component (GO): intraciliary transport particle B; cilium; centrosome
Source: RefSeq, a predicted model, not a curated record